Messenger RNA from Mus caroli (Ryukyu mouse), 1558 nucleotides. RefSeq names its product phosphoserine phosphatase (gene Psph). Gene Ontology annotation, cellular component: cytoplasm. Gene Ontology annotation, molecular function: L-phosphoserine phosphatase activity; magnesium ion binding. The record is from RefSeq and is a predicted model, not a curated record. Gene Ontology annotation, biological process: dephosphorylation; L-serine biosynthetic process. NCBI's taxonomy places the organism in Eukaryota, Metazoa, Chordata, Mammalia, Rodentia, Muridae.
UUGCGACGUCAUUGCGCAUCGGAGAAACUGGUUCUCCCGUCUUCAGCACUCCGGAUUUUAAGGUUCCGUUGUGCUCGCCGCCCAGCAUCACGGUUCGGCGCUUUUAAGAAUCUGCAGCGUGGAGGCUGCGCGGCCCCGCGGUGCAGGAAAAGCCCUGCAGGUCGUGUGUGAGGGAUGCUUCGGCCUCUGCACUCGACUGGGUGUGACAGGAAGCAGAGGCGUCGGCCUCUAGUUGCAGGGUGUCUCUAGCUACUGGACUCCGGGAUGCUUCCCUCGCACUCUCGCGAGGUUUCCCAGGGAUCCGGCACUGGGACGCAGCUUCUAAAAGUCCAGGAGCUCUUUCGAGCCAACUCAACAAACUAGGAAUCACAGAUCUUACAAGCUGAGUUCUGGCUGCUCCAGUUGGAAGCCCACAUGCCAAACUGCUCUGGAGUCGCCGGAGGCAUCCGCAGAUCCCAGCCUUGAGUGUGGACUGUGAUCUGCCUUACGGGUCACCUCACUCAGGAAACAGCGCUCGCACGUUGCAGCAGCUCCAGACCCCACUGCUACCGGAAAGUUACAGGUACCGGAACCAAGAAGACCAGCGCGGCCCAGGAAUCGCGUCUCUUGCAAAACCCACAGAUCUUCCUUUAAAAACCUCUAAGCUGAGGUUUAGGGUGCAUUUUUAACCAACAAAGGAAGGGGAAGAGAAAGACUCCAGCACACUGGAGAAUCGAGGAAAACUUCCCAGGAUGGUCUCCCACUCAGAGCUGAGGAAGCUCUUCUGUUCAGCGGAUGCAGUGUGCUUUGAUGUUGAUAGCACCGUCAUCAGAGAAGAAGGAAUCGAUGAGCUGGCCAAAUUCUGUGGUGUGGAGGCCGCAGUGUCUGAAAUGACACGGAGAGCCAUGGGAGGAGCGUUGCCUUUUAAAGACGCGCUCACUCAGCGCCUGGCACUGAUCCAGCCCUCUCGGGAUCAAGUCCAGAGGCUCCUAGCUGAGCACCCGCCACAUCUGACCCCUGGCAUAAGGGAGCUGGUAAGCCGCCUCCAGGAGCGCAAUGUCCAGGUGUUCCUCAUCUCUGGUGGCUUUAGGAGCAUUGUGGAGCAUGUUGCUGCAAAGCUCAAUAUCCCAACAACCAAUGUGUUUGCCAACAGGCUGAAGUUCUACUUUAAUGGUGAGUAUGCAGGUUUUGAUGAGAUGCAGCCGACAGCCGAGUCGGGUGGGAAAGGAAAGGUUAUUCGAUUUUUAAAGGAAAAAUUUCACUUUAAGAAAAUAAUCAUGAUUGGAGAUGGAGCUACGGACAUGGAAGCCUGCCCUCCUGCUGAUGCUUUCAUCGGCUUUGGAGGCAAUGUGAUCAGGCAGCAGGUUAAGGACAACGCCAAGUGGUACAUCACUGACUUCGUGGAGCUGCUGGGAGAACUGGAGGAGUGAGCUUGACUUCCUGCUCACUCAGAACAACUCCACCUUCUCAAAGCCACUCAGUUAGGCUCCUGGGAGAAUCUAGGAGACAGCUAUUUUUUUCUACUGUAGUUCCAAUAUUAAUAUGACUACUAAUUAAAUGGAGAAUUUUAUAUUCUGAA